AUGUUAUUCAACAACUUCUUAAUGUUUUUGACGGCCCUUCUCGUUAUUACCUUUCAUUGGUACCAUCAACUCGGAUGGGAUCAAUCCCACCAUACCAUUCUCCUCCAAAGAUGUAAAUCCGUAGAAAUUGUUUCUCAAUGUGUUAUUGGUGGUUUGAAUCCCAACUAUAUGAAUGAAUCCCGACAGCUACAUGUAGGAUACGAAUUAUUUCAUCAAGGAUCAACGGAUACAGUUGGAUUACCUCAACACAUGCCAAUUGUUUUGACGGAGUAUCAGCUCAAUAAGACUCAUUUUGUGUUGGAAUGGAAGAGAGUAGAACCUUCGGGUUUCAUUAAUGUCGCAGAACGUUAUUCCUGGAAUGCUGCUGAAGGUCAUUUGAAAGUGAGAGUGUCCAUUAAUGGUUAUUUGACAUGGCUCGUAAAAUGGCUUGAGCUUUUUGAUUCCUUUCACUAUUGGAGAUUGAAUUCGUGCAUUGGACGUUCAUAA
This is a messenger RNA of Naegleria lovaniensis, 486 nucleotides long. RefSeq lists its product as uncharacterized. The record is from RefSeq and is a predicted model, not a curated record. The coding region runs from base 1 to 486 and encodes 161 amino acids. NCBI's taxonomy places the organism in Eukaryota, Heterolobosea, Eutetramitea, Acrasida, Naegleriidae. The transcript has a single exon.